AUGAGACUUCUCGACGCGGAGGCACUCAUCUACGACAAUGAAGCGAGACUGGAGGAGUUCAUCGACGAGCGAUCACUGCCCCAAUUUGCUAUCCUCUCACAUACCUGGGAGAAACAUGAAGUCUUGUUUCAUGAUAUUGCUCUCGGCCCGCAGCAUGAGAUUGAAAUCAGCCUAGCUGCGGCGCGAAGAAACGACGAUCGUCGCUAUGACCAGAGAGAUUGGGAUGGAGAGACCUGGUCUAUGGGCUCUGUGUCAUCGUACAGCGACACGUGCUCAGUUGAUGGAUCUGGCCUUGAGGGCUCAUCCGACGAGGUAGACGAAAGGAGUGAUACAUCCUCAGGACAGGCUGAACCAGCGGAUGUUUUUGAAGACUUGCUGGAUGCCUUCAAGACAAGACCCCGCGAAUCAACCACGACGCAUGUCAAAGCCGGAUGGAACAAGGUCCCGAAUACCUGCCUGCAAGCCAGUCGAGACGGCCAUCGCUACGUUUGGAUCGAUACCUGCUGCAUCGACAAAUCAAGCAGUGCCGAGCUCUCCGAAGCCAUCAAUUCCAUGUACAGGUGGUACAGCCUUGCAGCAGUUUGCUAUGUCUACCUCAGCGACUGCACAAAAUGCCCUCAGCUAGAUAUUAGCAUGUCUGCGAAGAACCGAAAAGGUAUUCACGUCGACGCUCUACGAGGCAACUUCCCAGGACGCUCGCCCAGUGGAUUUAGCAUCGCCCAGCGCAUGUCGUGGGCAGCCAAGAGGGAGACAACUCGCAUUGAAGAUGCUGCGUAUAGUCUUCUGGGAUUGUUCAACAUCAACAUUCCCUUUCUCUAUGGUGAAGGCCGUAGAGCCUUUCCAAGACUGCAAGAAGAGAUCGUCCGAACGUCCGCCGAUCAAUCCAUCUUCGCUUGGGAUGUCGGGGAGGAUUCGUCCAGCGACCCACGGCCGUACACUUCUUUGUUCGCCAACUCAAUAGUUCGUUUUGGCAGGGAUGCACGAAACAUAGACUACCUUGACCACAAAUACGAACAUCCACAGGAGGUUUGGGGUACAUUCAUGCAGCUUACAGGCGAAGGUGUGCGCCUGGAUCUUCCACGGGAUCAAUGGAGACAGGAUAAUGAGUUCACAAUCAGCUUUGCAUAUCUGAACUGCACGUACAAAGGAAGUCGUGUUGGACUGCGUCUGAGGAACACAAGCCUUCCCCGACCCUGUCGCUCACCCCAGACCAGCAGUCCGUUGCAGACCAACGUCGAGGUAGAGUUCGUCUUCUCUAUACACUCGAGCCAGACGGCGUGCUUCAGCAGACUGGUCUUGGUUCACGACAUAGCCACAGAUCUGACGAGGGAAUACGGGCAGCUCCAAGAACUGCUGAUCACGUACAGCGGCCGAGGCGAGCAGUCUUUCGUAUGCCAGAGAAGCAUCGGAGUCGUUGUGCAAUCGGCAAUACUGCCUCAGCCAUCGUGGAAACCGUGGAAAGUGGUUGCUGCAUAUCCUGUGUCACAAUGGAAGCCUGGCCUCGACAAAAUGCUGUUGACUGACAAGAGCGGCGUGUACGGUGCGGUUGCCAUCGACGCCCCAAAUCACGAGACUUUUCUGAUGGUGAUUGGCCGACAAAAAGUUAUAGCCGCUUGCCCCUUGUCCGAACUAUGUCCUACUGGCUAUUCCCCUCUCCAGGAAUAUACCCCAAAACCACCUUAUGGGAGACAGAGAGAAGGCUUGUUCUUGAAGCACAGCUUGGCAGAGCCUGCCAACGAGUUGAGCUCCUUGCCUCAAAGGACUACUUUGAGCGUACAAACCGUCGACUAG
Molecule: messenger RNA, 1791 nt
Organism: Saxophila tyrrhenica
Lineage: Eukaryota; Fungi; Ascomycota; Dothideomycetes; Mycosphaerellales; Extremaceae
Exons: 3
Coding region: 1-1791 (596 amino acids)
Source: RefSeq, a predicted model, not a curated record